GUUGCCGCAAACCUUGUCCCAGGAGGGAAACAGAGUAUCGUGACAGCUUCUAGCGAGCCCUAUCAACCUACAGCGGGAUCAUCGCGCUUGUGGUGGGGCAUCAGCGAAGGAAAAGGACUGAUUCAGCUGCAUCUUUCGGCUCGCGCUUGUCGGAGAUCAGGCACAAACUGGCAGUGGGAGCGAAGAGAGAGAGAGAGAGAGAGCUGAGAGAGAGAACCCUUCAUGUGCACCCACACGCGGGAAAUGGGAGAGGUGCUGCUGUGCACGACGGGAGAGGAGGACGAGACCAAAGCAAGACGUCUCAGCAUAGGCGACGGAAGCCAAACGACCAUCUCGAGUUCACCCGUGUACUCGCCGACCACUAGCGAGGCUAUCAACGACGUUGUCGGCGACAACGAAUCGGAGGACAACUUGCGCCCCGCCAUCACGAAUGGCACAAACGCCCUGGCUGCGAGCAGCAGCAGCGGCAGCAGCAACAUGGACGAGCGAAUAGCAAGGGGUAGACCAGCAGAACAUGAACCACCACAACGGCAAGGGGCAUCUCCGGCAUCAACCCAACAGCAGCGAGCGCACGCCUUGUUCGCCGACCUGGGGCUGUGGGAGCGCAUCAGCCAGUACCAGGAUGGCGAGAGCGGGUCGGACUUCUGGAACGGUGACGUCGCUGCCGCAGAGGGACACCUGUCGCUGAUGAUCUCCAAGCACGCCGAGGGCGACCCCCUCUCUUACACCCACCUGGGCUUGAGCAGGGCAGCGAAGAACGGCCGGAUGGACGUCGUGCGGUGGAUGCACGACUACACCGACGUGCCGCAAAUGCCGAGCGCGAUGGACUCUGCCGCGGCCGGCGGACACCUCAAGAUUGUCAAGUUCCUGGAAGAGCAUCGCGGUGAGGGUAAUUGUACUCGCUUCGCCAUGAACGGAGCCGCGGCCGCGGGGAACAUGGAGGUUGUCAAGUGGCUGCACGACAAUCGUACCGAGGGAUGCACGGAGAAGGCCAUGGACGGAGCAGCGGCCAACGGCCACCUGGAGAUGGUGGAAUGGUUGCACAACAACAGACAAGAGGGUUGCACGACCGACGCGAUGGACGGUGCGGCGGAGAACGGGUCUUUAGAGGUAGUCAAGUGGCUUCACCACAACAGGCAUGAGGGGUGUACGGGCGACGCUCUCUUCCUCGCAGCCAAGACCGGCCACGCGGAUGUGGUGGCGUGGCUGCUGAGACACCGCACGGAGCGGUGCCCCGCGAACCGCAACAUCAUGGACUGGGUGGCCAAUCACGGCCACCUCAAGGUCCUCAAGGUGCUGCACGAGGCCCGGGUAGAGGGUUGCUCCUCGCGAGCCAUGAAUUGGGCCGCCAAGAACGGUCACCUUGAGACUCUGAUCUGGCUACACGAGAACCGCGCAGAGGGUUGCACCCGGCCCGCGAUGGACGAAGCUGCAGGGAACGGUCACCUUGAAGUCGUGCAGUGGCUGAACGCGAACCGAACGGAGGGCUGCAGCAUCCGAGCGAUGAACCACGCGGCCCUGAACGGGCACCUUAACGUGGUGAAGUGGCUGCACGAGACCCACGUGGGGAACUGCACGAACAACGCGAUGGACAACGCCGCUAAGAACGGGCACCUCGACAUCGUCAAGUUCUUGCACUUCAACAGAAAGGAGGGCUGCAGCACGAACGCCAUGGAUUGGGCGGCGGCAAGGGGGCACACGGAGGUGGUCUACUUCCUCAUCGCCAACAGGAAGGAGGGAUGCACGGAAAAGGCCUUGGAUUGGAGCUCGCAUGGUGGUCACGACACCAUCAGCGAUAGCCUCAGAGGGGUCAAGGUUCGGAACGGCCCAAUAGGAGGAGGUGGAGUCGCCGGGGUAGAUGGCGGAGGCUGCUGCAUAGUUUCCUAAGACAAUCUACUUACUCCCAAAAAGAGAAGCUGACGAUCAUGUGUCUUGUUUCUGGGCGGGGUGCCUAUACUUUAUAUAUACUACGUGCCUAUUGCUUGUUUAUAUACUACGAAGGACUGCAUAUAACGGUGUGUGAGCGGCUGCUACGAGGGUAUGUCGUGAACGAGUGCGAGACAGAUCGUCUCGGAGACGAAUUGGGACGCUUACACGAGUAUGUACUAUAUGGACAUGCUGAUGACCUUUUCUUUUGACUCUCCUUAUCCCGGCCUGUGCUCAUGCCAGCCGCCCUGAUCGGAAGACACACUUGUGCAAUUAUUCCUCCGUUCCGUGGUUGGUGUUGCAGCCGCUGAGGCUUUCUGUAGUGGUAUGGUAGCAAAUUAGCUGUCGUUUAUUUUUUCUUCGCGCAACGAGCUUGUUGAUGAUUUGGCGAUCGAAGGCAAAGGGCUGCAGUUCCUUUCCCCCUCCCUUCCUUUCCUCAUGAAGGGGUGGGUGAAACCAAAUCAUUCGUGACUGGAGCAUCAGUGUUGCCAAUGUUUCAGUUUUCUAGGCGUGCGAUUCCCCUCCCAGGGGCACUGCGUGGCAUCAUCGAGAGUCAGCAAAGUGACACAUCGUCCGAGGAAUACCCGCACGCCCCGGUUGUUGUAGUUUUCAUGUUUUCGUUGUUCUGGAAAAGCGGGACCCUGAAUUGCCGGUUUGGCUGACGGGAAAACUGUAUAUUUCGUUGUUGUGGAAAAGCGGGAUCCUGGAUCGCCGGUUCGGCUGACGGGGAAAAAAACAAUCCCCAUGUUAUGCUAUGCAUGCGUCAUGGACGAGACUGUCGUUUCGUGGUGCUGAUUGGUUUGUUGCUGCUCGAAGGAGGUAACUCACUUGGGAGGGAUUUUGGUUUGGUGCCGGAUUGUAGCAGCACAGGCGCGGCUCUGAGAUCCUGAAUGGGAGAUUGCCGGCAACGGUGGGCGGGGGAAGAAGGCGUAGGGCUUGACGUGAGGUCGUCACAAGAUGGUUGUUGGGCCAUGUUGUCCGUGUUGUCUUGUCGACGGCGGUGGCGGUGGUCAUAGUGGUGGUGGGACGGUACAUGUGGCGUAGUGUCGGCUAGCUGGCAAAGGACCGAGGCCUGCGUGCAAGGCUCGGUCUCCCCGUGAGGUGUAAGUGAGAGGGCAUUGCACCCUUCCUGAAUGCGAUAGUGCAUACGAUGGAAGGAGCGGGAAGUGUUGGUAGUAUAUUAGGGAAGUGAUUUGGGUGGCAUGUAUGUGUCAUUUUUAAAGACCGUUUCCCGAUUAUUGUCCUUUUCUUGUUUUUUGUUUGCGUAUGUUGUUCGAAAUAUGACGGGAAAGCUCACACGUGAAACAAAUGUGGAGGAUCAAGUUUGGUUUUGCGGCUCAGCUUUUUUUUGUCGGUUUAAUCAAAGAAGCCGAACAGCGCGAUGUUCUACAGUAGUCCCACCUUGCUUGCGGAGGCGGCCUCCCAUAGUUGCGAAAGUCGAUCAUGCACGUACAUACGCCUGCAAUCAUCGAAAGCUGGGUAGUUCGUAUGGUAUCGAAAGGGCGGCGGGGGGCGGGAGUGUACUAAUGUCAACGCAUGCCGUGGUCGGUAGACCAUGAAACAGACCUCGCAUCCAUCCCUAUGGUGCAGGGACGGAACGUAGGCCGGGUUUUCGCCGGCCCAGCGGUAAGGCGGAGAAAGUGUGCUGUUUUUCGUCCGAUUCCGUAGAGAGUGUUGUUGUGCUUACUUUGGGGAAGCACUUGUCUGUCGUCGACGGGGAAGAGGUGCCGCUCAGAAAUCGAGCACUGUCGAGUCUUCUUGUACUUUUAAGCGUUGGUCGACUUUGGGUUGAUUCGUGACAGUGGUUUCGCGCCGCCUCGUGAGCUCUCUCGGCAAAUGUGCACGCAGGGAGGGAAGCAUGCUCCCCUCACUUGGACUUGGAGCGUACCCGAUACGCGCGUAAAUGUCGCUUGUUGUGCCUGGACCAUAGUUGUCUGUUUUUUGCACGUUUUUGUGGCGGUGUGUCUAUGGUCUCGUCUCAUCUGUUCUGACAAGAAUCCAUACACACCAUUCGAUACUAUUUAUGUAUACAUUUGACGUAUCAGCCGGGGGGGCAAAGCGGGCAACACGGGGGCUAUCACUUCUUUCAGUACGUAUUCUAGCAUGUCGAGCGGUUAGCCUGUUACGGGUGGGGAUGUCCAACGUUGAUGUAGGUAGUUGAUGUAGUUUUGUGUACCAAACUAUUGGAAGUGAUAUCACAUGUAUUCGAAUUAGGGUAGGAGUGAGUUGAUGCAUCGCUGCGUUACAGCCGCCGGGUGCUCCUUGUUGAAUUCGCUCCUCCACCCGCGGCAGCAAAUCCAACCUGUUUGCCACCACGAUCAUUCAUGAUGGUCUCGAUACAAGUGCAUCACGUGUGUACAGCAGUACCGAUCUUUCUCAGGGAAUAGAUGCGAUUGGUGGAUAGAGAGGGAUGGAUGGUAGAACGAGCGACGAGGUGGAGGCUAGAACCACAACAAAAGCCAACUUGCAGACGAAACAUUUUGGUGCCUGUACUUGACUUGUCGUCUUGGAUUUUUGGUCGAGCCUGUGGGUAAGAGUCCAUCCUUCAUACACAUCUAAUUCUUCUUUUUUAGCUUGGUCUGGCCACAUGUGUUUGCCGAGGGCGACAACAUGAUGUGCAUUUAUCAUUUGUGUGUCAGAGCUACCAGAUUAUUAGUAUCAUGUACAUGUUUGCAGGAAGCAAUAAAACUGAACUUCAAAACCAAUCGACGCGC
Molecule: messenger RNA, 4640 nt
Organism: Ectocarpus sp. CCAP 1310/34
Lineage: Eukaryota; Phaeophyceae; Ectocarpales; Ectocarpaceae
Source: the annotation of a GenBank genome assembly